AUGCGAUUUUUGAUUCUUCUCUCCUUUUUGGUCUUGUUCUCAUUCGAGGAAGUGCUUUGGGACUGUUCGUCUGAUAUUAGAUGCGUUCUUGGCGGAUGGUGCGAAGAUAAAAACUUAGAAUGCGUGCAGCCCCCAGGAUUCCUUGAGCCGAGCUGCUGCACACAAAACCCCAAAUGUUUAGCUGGAUGGGAAUCUAAAAUAGAAAUUGAUGGUGACACUAUCACAUGCACACUUCCGAACACUUCAAUCGAGGACUGUUGUUCUUAUAACUUUAAUACAGAAUCGACGGAAGACCAACCACAACGCGAAUCGAACAUUGCCUGCGGACCCAAAAUGUUCUGCGACUACCUGAUUAACAACGAAACGAGAGCAAUUUCUAAUAGAACUGGAUGUUUCAACAUCACGAAAAGAGCGGACACUGCGACGAAACUUCUUUUUGAUAUUGGAAUUCGGAUGUGCAAAUCGGACGACGAAUGUGGCGAAUUCGACUGCUUGGAUGCCACUAACGAAACUUAUGGAUUCUGCGGAACACGAGAAUUCUGCCAGAUCAACGUUGAAGCCCCUGCCAAGAAGCCGCUCGUCCCAUGUUCCGAAGAUAUGGAUUGUGUCCAUCUGAUGGAUGGAAUGGUCGGAUCCGCUGGACUGAUUCCCAAUGCCUAUUGUAAUAAAACAGGAGAUUUCUGUUGUUCCGGAUUGCUGGACGUCUGCUUUGGCGGCACUCUCGUCCGGCCAUUGCGUAAAUGCCAAGCAGGAACAAUGGCCGGAUUUGAGACCUGCAAUCCGGACAUGGGAAAUGGGGAUCUCCUGGGAUUCUGCACAGACAUCGGAGUCUGCUGUGAAGGCCCUUAUGAAGAGCCUGUGGUUUGCCCCGACGGCAUCCACCCGCUCUUCAUAGAGCCGGCAUGCCGCCGGGGACAAAGCGGAUACCUGGAGUGCCCGGAGAACAUCGACAAUUGCACUUGUGUAAUGGGGUGGCCGUGCCCGUCAAUUGCCGCCAACUCAUUGUUGGUCAAUUUUGGCCGCCCGUUUGUAGGCCAGAUUUCGUGCGAUCCGUCGCGCCCGAUCUGCAAACGGGCGGUCAACGGGUACUGUCACCCCGUGACCCACACGAUAGCGCUUUAUGGAAGGUUCUUCCCGGAUUUCUUCGGGUUCGUCGAAACCAGGAAAUGCAAAAUCAACAGCGACUGCGAUGUAAUGGAAGUGUGCGUCUAUUAUCUCGAAGAAGGUCAAUGCGCAGCUUUCCCCAAUCCGAAUUUCCUGGCUUUUCUAUACGCUGCCCCGUUAUUCAUCAUCAUGGUUAUUGGAUUCUUUUUCAUUCCCAAUAUUGUUUCCAAUGCAAUCACUACCGAAAUAGAAGAAUUGCUGAAGGAACUCAAAGAUAUUGGUCAAGAUGCAAUUUCGGGCGCUUCGAACGAUAAAGACGAGUUUCUCAAAGCGCUGGCCAAUGGGAAAGUGACCAUCGCCGAUUAUGUCUCCCGCGAAGAAGCCAUGAUCAUCAUUCCAACACUUGUGAUGACAGCCCUGUUUUUGCUCGGUAUCGUUUAUUAUUUGACCCGUCCUUUCACGUAA
Caenorhabditis bovis is the source of this 1569-nucleotide messenger RNA. The record is from the annotation of a GenBank genome assembly. Lineage: Eukaryota; Metazoa; Nematoda; Chromadorea; Rhabditida; Rhabditidae.